UAUUUUCAGUCAAUGAAAUACCAUGGCUAAGAUAUAUUACAUAUUUUCAAUUGUUCUAUUUGCUUCAGUUUUGUUGGGUGCUCCAACAAAUGAGACAAUUUCAGAAGAUGGUGAGAGUACAAGAAUUUUAAAUGGUAAAUCUGCGACAGCAGGACAAUUUAAAUUUCAAGUUUCAAUCCAAGAAAAAAAAUCAGGUGGAGCUACAAGUAAAUUUUGUGGUGGUGUAAUCCUAAAUAAACAUUGGAUUCUUACUGCAGCUCAUUGCUUUGAGGGUAGUACUCCAAGCAUACAUUAUCGAAUUAAUUGUGGUGUAACUGCUGCAUAUGACUAUGGCAAAACAUCCCAGGACGUUAAAGUUAAAACUGUUUUUAAUCAUCCUAAUUAUGAUCCAGAUACGGUAGCCAAUGAUAUUGCAUUAUUAUUAUUAGAAGAUCCCUUGGAAUUCAACAAAUAUGUUCAACCAAUUGAAUUACCACCAAAAAGUUAUGAAGCUCAUGGCGAUGGAACAAUCAUGGGUUGGGGUGCUAUUGAUAAAAUGGAAACAGUUUCUUCACCUGAUCUAUUAUACGCUCAAACAUCUGUUUCAACACCUCAAGAAUGUAAGAAAUUCUUUGAAAUAACCAGUUCACAAAUAUGCCUUGGUCUUCAUAACAAAAAUAACGCCUGCUUUGGAGAUUCUGGUGGUCCAUUCGUUCAAGAUGUGGAUGGAACUUUACGUGUUGUGGGUGUUACAUCGUACGGAGAAUAUGGAUGCGAUGCAGAUAAACCAAUAGUAUAUACAAAAGUAACAGCAUUUUUAGAUUUUAUCGCUGACACAAUUAACAAAAAUUCCAAAGGAUUAACUUUAGUUGAUUAAAAUAUCAAAAUGUUGUUUAAUAAAAAUUAAA
Molecule: messenger RNA, 887 nt
Organism: Chrysoperla carnea
Lineage: Eukaryota; Metazoa; Arthropoda; Insecta; Neuroptera; Chrysopidae
Product: kallikrein-7-like
Exons: 6
Coding region: 23-856 (277 amino acids)
Biological process (GO): proteolysis
Molecular function (GO): serine-type endopeptidase activity
Source: RefSeq, a predicted model, not a curated record